Messenger RNA from Acipenser ruthenus (sterlet), 8501 nucleotides. RefSeq names its product mitogen-activated protein kinase kinase kinase 9-like. Lineage: Eukaryota; Metazoa; Chordata; Actinopteri; Acipenseriformes; Acipenseridae. Gene Ontology annotation, molecular function: protein binding; ATP binding; JUN kinase kinase kinase activity. The transcript is spliced from 11 exons. Gene Ontology annotation, biological process: protein phosphorylation. The record is from RefSeq and is a predicted model, not a curated record. Bases 902 to 3955 code for a protein of 1017 amino acids.
AUGUCCGUAAACGAGAGAACAUGGAGAUUACCGGGUAUUUCUAGCGCGUCUCUCGUUUUACUGAGUAUCAAUGCACGAUAGAGCUGGCGUCAAGGUUAUACUAUGCAGUUACAAUAAUUUACCAUAUUUGCCAUGUUUAUUAAUAUGCUUUAUAUUUGACAUUUUGAUUUUAGUAAAGCAAUAAAAAAAUAAAAUAAAAAAAGCAAAUGACGCAACUGGCCUAGACACUGGCGUCAAAGCACCAGACUGAUUGGCAUGGAUUUGAGCGAAUAGGGCAGAACGUGUUUCCAUUCACCCAACACAUUGUAACCCGUCUCAGAUGUAUUUCUGAAUGCAGUACCGUGACUGCUAGAUGUAUGCGCGCAAUAUUUAAUAUUGUAUCGUAUUUUUACUGAGAUUCGGGUGUCGGGCAUUGACAGUGAUUGACAGGCGUCGGUGCCCAACUGGAUACCAGGCGUGGCGCAUAAACAAGUAGGGGAGGGUCUGAAUCUGACAGCAAGGCGGGACUGGAUAGAGAUUGAAAGGAGACUACACCAUUCAGAGUGAGAAUCUGGGUUUUUGUGAGGAGAUUUGUCCAAUGUGUUUCUAGCGGGGCGGGUCCUCACAGUGUGGUCGAGAGAUGGAUGCGAGCAGGACGGGACGGGUAACAGCAAAGCCGCAAUUCCCAUACAGCACUAGCGGCGAUAAUCUCCUCGUCCGUAGCGGAGGAGAAGGAGGAGGAGAGCGCGAUGGACUGUCAUUAAAUGUCGCUGUUUUUAAAAAACAACGUCACUGGCUUCUGUGAAUUCCAGCUGGACUGUACCUUCUUGGUGGAGGAGGGUAUCAAGCCCGUUUAAAUUAUCCCCUGUCAGGUAUAUAUGAGCUGCCGAGAUCAUCCACACUGCCCCUAUGGAUCGGUUCAAUGGAUGCCUUCAAAUCCCCAUUUAAUAAUAACUCAAGUGCCACUGGCUCUGCUUCCCAGUCAGCCAAGGCCGGCAGCGCUGCGGAGGCGGCGGCGGCGGUGGUCGGCUGCCAGCGGAGCCCCUCCAUCGCUCCUGCUGCCCCCGCCCCGUCGCCAGCCUCAGCCCCUGCGGUCUCUGGAUACUGGACGGCCGUCUUUGACUACGAUGCCAGCGCAGAGGACGAGCUCAGCCUGCGGAAGGGGGACUGGGUGGAGGUCCUGUCCAAGGACUCGCUGGUUUCCGGGGACGAGGGCUGGUGGACGGGAAAGAUCGAGGAGAGAGUCGGCAUCUUCCCUAGCAACUACGUGAGCAGCGGACAGGGCAUCUCUGACCAGCUGAGGGGGAAGGCGGUGGACGAGUAUGCGGGCUGCCCCGCACUGCCCUUCUUACACCUGCUGGAGAUUGACUUUGCAGAGCUGGCCCUGGAGGAGAUCAUUGGGGUGGGUGGGUUUGGGAAGGUGUACCGGGCGCUGUGGCGGGGGGAGGAAGUGGCGGUGAAGGCUGCGCGGCGGGACCCCGACGAGGAGGUGGGCCAGACCCUGGAGAACGUGCGGCAGGAAGCCAAACUGUUCGCCAUGCUGCGGCACCCCAACAUCAUGGCGCUGUGCGGGGUGUGCCUGCAGGAGCCCAACCUCUGCCUGGUCAUAGAGUUCGCCCGCGGGGGCUCGCUGAACCGCGCGCUGUCCGGCAAGAGAAUCCCCCCCCACACGCUGGUGGACUGGGCCGUGCAGAUCGCCAGGGGCAUGCACUACCUGCACUGCCAGGCCAUAGUGCCCAUCAUACACCGAGACCUCAAGUCCAGCAACAUCCUGAUUCUGGAGAAGGUAGAGAACGAGGACCUGGGGAACAAGACCCUGAAGAUCACGGAUUUCGGGCUGGCGCGGGAGUGGCACAAGACCACCAAGAUGAGCGCGGCGGGCACCUACGCCUGGAUGGCACCCGAGGUGAUCCGCUCCUCCACCUUCUCCAAGGGCAGCGACGUGUGGAGUUAUGGAGUGCUGCUGUGGGAGCUGCUCACUGGCGAGGUGCCCUUCCGUGGGAUUGAUGGACUGGCAGUGGCGUACGGCGUGGCCAUGAACAAGCUGGCUCUGCCCAUCCCCUCCACCUGCCCAGAGCCCUUCGCCAGGCUCAUGGAGGACUGCUGGAACGCAGACCCCCACACCCGGCCCUCCUUCACCAGUAUCCUGGACCAGCUGACCGCCAUCGAGGAGUCGGGCUUCUUCGAGAUGCCCUCCGAGUCCUUCCACUCCCUGCAGGACGACUGGAAGCUGGAGGUGGAGGAGAUGUUCGAGCAGCUGCGAGCCAAGGAGAAGGAGCUGCACUCCUGGGAGGAGGAGCUGAGCCGAGCUGCACUGCAGCAGAAGAACCAGGAGGAGGCGCUGCGCAGGCGCGAGCAGGAGCUGGCUGAGAGAGAGAUCGAUAUCCUGGAGAGGGAGCUGAACAUCAUCAUCCACCAGCUGUACCAGGAGAAGCCUCGCGUGGAGAGCCGCAAGGGCAAGUUCCGCCGCAGCCGUCUUAAACUGAGGGACGGGAACAACCGGAUCAGCCUGCCCUCAGAUUUCCAGCACAAGAUCACAGUGCAGGCCUCCCCAACGCUGGACCGCAGGAAAAGUCUGAUGGGGAGCAGCUCCAGCCCCCCUGCCAGCCCCACCAUCAUCCCCCGACUGAGAGCCAUCCAGUUGACCCCCGGAGACAGUAACCAGGGCUGGGGGCGCAACGCUGCCUUCCAGCCGGACGGAGACGAGGAGGAGAGGAGGGGCCACAGGAGGAAGGGCCGGACCUGGGGGCCGGGGCCUCUCUGUCACAGAGAGCUGCAAUGCGGGGAGGAGAGUGUGAAGGUGCUGGGCGAUGGGAACAAGCAGUGGUCCUGCAGUGCCCCCAGCCUGGGCCGAGCCCCCCGGGGCAGCCCUGCGGUGCCAGGGGUCCCCAGCCUCGCAGAGAUGGAGGAUGAAGAAGACUGUUUCUUCAAGGAGGUGGAAAACACAACCCCGCCCACAACCCACCCCAGCCACUCCUACCUUUGCAUCCCCUUCCAUCAGGGGGAGGGGGAGGGGCCUGUUGCCGAGGGCAGUGGGGAGUACAGCCCUGCUGUCUCCGCCCCCAGCACGCCCACCACUAUCACCAGCAGCAGCAGCAGCAGUGUGAAGCGAAGCCCGUCCGUGGCCCGAAGGUCCGAGCUGGUGCUGCUGGGCUGUGGGGCUGUGCUGGCUGCUGUAGGGCUGGGCCUGGACCUGCUGGGGGGGAGCAGGCAGGGGGAGCGGCAGUCCAAGAGGGAGGGCUUCUUCCACCGCCGCAGCGCCAGCUCCCCCUCCCGCAAGCUGAUCCCUAAGGAGAGCCCCCUCCCCCCAGCCGCACUCCCCUCCUCCCUGUCCUCACUCUCGGACUGUAACUCCAUGCGCUCCCUGCUGCACUCUGACAGCGAGGAGCUGCUGGCCUACCGCCUGCCUGGGGCCCUGGCGAACCCGCUGGUCAACACCCACCUGGAGAGCUUCAAACGGCACCCACGCCAGUCCCUGACCCCCACUCACCUCCCCGCCCCCAGCGCACCACGCCAGUCCCUGCGCAGGACCCCCUCCGACGGGGCCAUCAAGAGGGGCGCUGCAGAGGGGGCCCGUCCCGGGACAGCCAGCAGCCCAAAGCGUGACGACACGCCGGUCCCCCGUCUCCCGGACCCCAAUCUGGUGUUCCCCCCGACCCCUCGCCGCCGCUGCCCCGCCCCUCUGCAGGACCCCACCCCCGAGCGGCCCAAGACCCUGGACUUCCUGUCACGACCCCGGCCCACCGCCCGGCCUCGCCUGGAGCCCUGGGGGCGCUGUGACUCCCCAGCGCUCAGCUCCAGCACUGGCACCCCCCCCACCCUGGACUCGAGCGGGGGGAGUGGGGGGAGUGCGCCCGAGGAGAGGCCCGGGCUGCUGGACCGGGACGUGGAGGGGCAGAGCCGCGACGCCACCCUCCCCCUCUGCAGCGCGUACAGCUGGGCCCCGUACCGCCUCAAACACAACUUCUGGUCCUAGCGUGCCUGCCGCCCCUCCGCCACACCAACAGAGAGCCCACACUCACUGGCAAGGCACGUUACUGUUGGGAUUUUAGUGUUAUUAUUUAUUCAUAUUUAUUACUGCUUUGGAAGUGCUGCCAAAUUGAAAAACCCAAUCAUUCCCAUAUCAUCCUCCUAAUAUGAUUUUUUUUUUUGCUGUUCGCAAUCGUUCUGAGUGGUUCUUAUUGCAAUUCAUAAUAUAUUGCUGUUUUAUUUAUUUUCCUUCUUGUUGUGUGUUAUACUUUGACUUUGAGUUGAGGAGCUGCUCUUCAGUUCGAAUUGCCUGCAAUAGACAAACUGUAACCCAGGCUAUACAAAGUGUCUUAUAUCAGUAAGUGCUCAGGUAUGUAUUCUCAGCAAUACAAAAGAAAACUCAAUUGAAAAUGGCAAAUCACUAAAUGGCGCUAUCCCCUCUUUCGGCUGUUCUGUCCUGGGUUACACAUAUCUAUGGCAGGCAGCUACAACCGAAGAGCAGCUUCUAAACCCGGGUCCAGUUUGAGUCGUUGCAAUAAAAAACGCACCGAACGCUUGAAACAUUAUGAAAGGGUAUUCUGAAGCUUCUUACUUGUAACCAAGGGUGGAUCCAAUUCCAAUCAGAAGCAUUCAGAUUCUCUCUCUCAGCAUGGUCAGAUCAGAAGACUCUCUGAAGACGCUGCUGGUUUGUGGUGCUGGGUGGUGGGGCAUUCAUUGACAGUGUUACCCUUACUACUCAGACCGCUUGCUCACUCAAUAUCUUUGUAUCCCUGCAUAGAUGAUUGUCCUUCAAAAAGAAGAUUUUAACAAGCAAGAUGUCCCGCAAGUGCAGUGGCACCCCAGAUCCAUUCAGAAUGACUGCUGGGAUAUUUUGUUCCAAAAUGUUUUUCCUGCAACGACUCCCAAAACUGGUAUCAUGUUGAAUGUUGUGUACAUUUAGACCGUACGGUCUGUCCAGCUGUUCCUGUGGGAUUAACUGUGGUUUGGUAUGGAGGGACCAGCCGAGAGGCGGACUGGAAACCACUAUGCAAAGCCAGAGGAGGAUGUCAUUGCUUCUCUCAAUUCCCGGCUGCAGCCCAGCUUUAACCCCGUAGCAACCCAAUUCUCCAGAUUAGACCGGUACUGCUUCAGUGCGUUCCCCUGCAUUCUCCAGAUCAGACUCCUCUGCCGUGCCUCUCCCCCUCGAAUGGGACUCCCAAGCAGGGCUGGGAUCAGCAUGAAUGUAGCAAGUCAGCUGAAUGUCUGUCCUGUAAUCAUACUGCUGGUUGUGCGUCACUUUCUCUGUGUCAGUUUGGGCACGUUCUGUCCAUUUAUCUCCUGUGAGUAGCCUGUGUUCCUGUUUCUUAAUGUUGCUGCAGAACCAUCAUGUGCCCGCCGUGUAUCCAUUCACACCCACACUGCUCUGUAUUGCUGAUUCAACUCCCCCACUUCAGGACCACACUCUGGACCAAGUCCUAAUUGAGUUUCGAAGGUGGCCCUAUUUAAAUAUUGUUACAGAGUAACUUUUUAUGUGUCAGAAUUAGCACAGUUAACUAAGGCAUUCUUGUUUUGAGAAUCAUACUGUAUCAUUUUCUGUUUCACUCAUCACAUCCUGGUGUCUUUUUAAAACUCAGCAGUUUAAAAGGGAUCAUGUCUUAUCUCUACAUACAGCAGGAACCCAAGAGUGUAACCAAUAAUCUGUCCCCCUGCAACGCCCUGCAGUCCACUGGAUUUAUGAAAUCCUGUGUUUGUUCUUUGUGGUAUUUCACAGUGAUGUACAGUACGUCUUCCACUCACCGGGGGCAGUGUUGCUGGAGGAGAGGUUGGUUGUUACACUCUGGUGUACCAGAUGUACUUGAAGGUUUGAAAUGAUUCUGAGAGCUCUACGAAGGACACAGUGAUGCUUUAAAAGGCUGACUUGUAAAAAGCUCCCAGGAUGUGAUGAGAGUGAUAUACAAAGUGAUUCUAAAUUACAAGGAGAAUACAUUAGAUAAGUAAUGAACUAUUCUAAACAUUUAGCUGGUAUACCGCAGACCAUUAUUUUUCCAUAUUGUUUUGGAUUGUAUUUUAUGCUGCUAAUGUAAUAUCUUGAGGUUUGUAGGACUCGUGAUUGUUCAAACCGACACCGUUUUAAACAUCACCAAACAUGAUGCCCUGAUGCAUGAUCAGGAUCGCGUUGCGAGGAUCAGAGAACUCUGUGGCCUUACAUAUUAUACAUAUUAUACAUAUUAUACAUAUUAUACAUAUUUGCAAGCUGGGCAAAUCAUUCCCCAUAUUACACCAAUUUCAUCACUCUUUAAUCAGAUAGUUUAUUUCAGCUGAACAGAAAACGUCCCUCUGUAAAGGUUUUCCACAGUAAAUGUGCAAGUUGUUUUGCAGUUUUUCCCCAUGGUUAUACUACGCAUUUGCCAUGGUUUGCCAUACAUUUUAAUAUGCUUUACUAUGCUUUCACUGUGCUUUAUUUCACUUUGCUGUGCUUUUACUGUGGGAGACUUUUAUAAGGGCCCCCUCAAAGUCUACAAAGCUAGUCUACUCGUGUAUCUUGCAAGUCCUUAUGUGAGAGUCAGAUUCCAGGGAUUGAAAUCGACACACUUCAUGACAGCAGGUACUGUGAUUAUAAUACAGAACAAUUUCAAGUUGCAUGGUUGCAGCGAUUUCCAGCAAUUCAAUGACUUCCUUCAUUAAGGGAUUGGUUGAUUACUCUGAGCAACUGCAAACAUCAUAAGAAGACCGUUCCCAGCUCCUCAAAAUUCAAAGAAUAAGAAGUCAUGUUUAUAACAAGCAGAUAGCUUGUGUUCCAGCCCUAAUCCUGUUUCAAUGUUUAACUUGCUUUAUUUAUUCAUUUAUGAAUGUAUUAGUUAUUGGAGGUAUGUUUUUCAGAUCUCACAAGAGAAAGUGACAGUAAAGACACUUUCAACAGUGUUGCAAAGCCCAUACAGUGUUAAUCAUAUGUAUUUAUUUUUAUUUAAAGGGGUUUAAGCAGAUUAGAUCACGCUGAUGUUGUGCACAUCAGUUAGUUUUGAAAGAAACACAUGUUAUAGCAAACCUGUAUUUUCAUUUAAAAAAAUGAUGCCUGGGACCAUACUGGGUUAAAGAAAGCUCUGUUUGCAUGCCUUACUUUCAUGUAGUGUUGCACUUCCUCGGUCACCUGGAGAAACUGUCCCCAACUCAUCAACACCUUUCCUUUCAUUUACCAAUCAGCUGCUUCCCAGUGAAAUGACCAAGCAAGUGAAACAGAAAAAGACUACCAGAUAGUAAGCCACGCAGGGCUGUAACUCUCUGUAACCUAGCGUUGUAGCCGAUUCUGCUUUCUUUCGUUUCUAUACUAUGCGCUUCUUUCCAAACUGCACACGUGUGACCUACACAGUGAAUGGAAGUGACAGGUAAGACAUUGAAAUAGUGACUGAUUUGCCUUAAAAACCCAUGUAGAAAAUAUCAGCACUGUAGGUGUGAGGAUAACAAAAACACAAUGUAUACAAAAUAAACAAAAUCUAAGUUCUUUCAGAGCUGCAGUACGUCAUGUAUAACCUCCUACUGGUGCAAGUAGUCACAGGAGCAUGACUAUAUGUGGCUCACAGAGUGACAGUGGAAUAAAGGGGCAGCAAAGCCUGUGACCUUUUGAGGAAUGGGAAACAAACUGGACUGUCAACAGGGUCUUUGUUUCAGAUAUAACAGCGUGCACAGAGAGCUGUGGAAGAUGCUUGAAACAAAAUGAUUGUGGGGCACUUGUGUUUUAAUGCAGUGUGGUUCAGUUCUGUACAAGCUGCAUUUGAUGCACCUGAAUUAUUACCACUGUACGUUUCAGAGCAAAAAUAGCGAACCAAUUAACCAAUCAAGAAUGUGUUGUGACAAUAUAGACGCUGCACUGCAGUGGAAGGUCUAGCCAGCUCAAUCACAAGGCAGACUGGCUGAUUGUUGUAAAUCUCUUGCUACCUAGAGUGCCUCCUUCUGGCAAAUAGGAGUAUCUGCAUCCCAAUCUCCAGCUACAAAUGGCACAACCCAAAAAAAUCACUGCUGCCAUCUCCAGAUUGCUUCUGCAAUUUAAAAGCAAGCAAACAAAUAAGUAUGGUACUAUUGUUUUCUUCCUAUGUAUGUAUGUCCAUGUAAAAAAAAAAAAAAAAAACUACAUUUUUUAUUAAGUUAUUAAAAGUUGUAGAAUACUAUUGAAAUACAAUGAAGUUAAAGGAGUGAUAAUAACUUUCUCCUUAGCCUAAACAAUGGGGAGUUCAGAAUUAAAGGACUUUACUGGAGUCCAAAGUGAAUGAAGUUUGGAAAUCAGCAAACCAAUGAAGAGCUUUGCGGGAAUGUGCUGAGGAGAGAAGGGAAAUCGGUCAUCACUCGUUUCAGAUCAUUGUGUCCUGAAAUCUCCACCAAGGAUGCCAAGCAGGCUUGGUUUUGUGGCUAGAUGUAUUAUAUGUAUUCUUAUUAUUUAUUAUCAUGGCAAUGGUUGUUAUUCGUGUUAUUCCAGUGAUGGUGACAGCAGUAUUGUUAUUGUAAUAAAAUAAGAUACUGUUUUAGGAUUGGUGUCAGCACUGGAGCACAUUCAGACUUGAAUAAAAAUCAGAGUAAGAGGA